UAUACGUAGAGAAAGAGAGAUAGAGAGAGAGAGAGAGAGAGAGGCGUACGCACAUAAUUGAAGAGUGCGGGGCAUCACAGUGCUAACUGCUAACUGCAAAUGGAGACCAUAGUCCUCUACCCUUCUCCCGGCAUGGGUCACGUUAUCGCCAUGGUUGAGCUCGCAAAGUUCAUCCUCCGCCGCCGUCCUUCCACCGCCAUCGCCGUCCUCAUCGCUCCUCCCUCCUUCAACACCGGAUCCACCGCAGCCUACAUCCGCCGCAUCUCCGCCACUGUACCUUCCAUCACCUUCCACCACCUGCCCCAAGUUACCGUCCACGACUUCUCCUCCUUCCCCUCCAUGGAAUCCGUCAUUUUCCACGUCCUCCGCCGCAGCAACGACGCCGUCCGCCGUACGCUCGAACAGAUUUCUGCAUCCGCCGCCGUCUCCGCCUUCAUCAUCGAUUUCUUCUGCCCCUCCCUCGCCAUCGCUAAGGAGCUCAGAAUCCCUACCUACUAUUUCAUCACCUCCGGUGCAUGUAUUCUCGCUUUUUUCCUCUGUUUGCCUGAAAUUGAUGAAACUACGACUGAGAGCUUUAGAGAUAUGAACACGAGCUUGAAUGUUCCGGGGAUUCCGGCGAUUGUUCCGGCGAAGGACAUGAUUCUGCCUCUUCUCGACCGCGAUUCUUCUGAUUAUGAUGAUUUUGUGAAAUUUAGCUUCGAUUUGGUGAAAUCGGAUGGAAUAAUUGUGAAUACCUUCGAAAACCUAGAAACGAAAGCUCUCAGAUCCAUACGAGAGGGGAAAUGCAAUCCUGGCGGCCGUACGCCGCCGGUGUACUGCGUCGGACCGUUAUUGGAUUCCGACGGUCACCACGGCGGCGAUAAUGAGUGUCUCCGGUGGCUGGACGGUCAGCCGGAGAGAAGCGUCGUUUUCUUAUGCUUUGGAAGUUUAGGUUUGCACUCGGCGGAGCAGUUGCGAGAAAUCGCCGGCGGUUUGGAGAGGAGCGGCGAGAGGUUCCUAUGGGUGGUGCGGUCGCCUCCGACGGCGGAUCCGAGGAAGCGGUUCGAACCGCCGCCGCCGCCGGAGUUGGAGAGGCUUCUGCCGGCCGGUUUUCUCGAGCGGACGAAGGACAGGGGGUUCGUGGUGGAGUCGUGGGCGCCGCAGGUGGCGGUGCUCAACCACGGCGCCGUCGGCGGAUUCGUGACUCACUGUGGGUGGAAUUCUGUGCUGGAGGCGGUCUGCGCCGGAGUUCCGAUGGUCGCCUGGCCGAUUUAUGCGGAGCAGAAGAUGAACAGAGUGGUGAUGGUGGAGGACAUGAAAUUGGCGGUGAGUAUGGAAGCGGCGGCGGACGGAUUUGUGGCGGCGGCGGAGGUGGAGAGGCGAGUGAAGGAGGUGAUGGAGGCGGAGUCGGAGGUCAGGAAAGUGGUGGAAGUUAUGUGUCAGGAGGCUAAGGCCGCCGUUUCCGACGGCGGUUCUUCCAUUGCUGCGCUUGAGAAGCUCCUGGACCUCUGGACUUCCAGAGGUAAGUGAUUAUUUCAUUAGGAACUCCACUGCACGCGCCUUCACGGGCCCUCACAAUCUCACGCGUAUCACACUAUUUUAUCCCUAUUUUGUUUUGUGUAGAUGAUUUUUCAGAUAAUUUAAACUGAAUUUUUUUGUGAGUUAUUUAAGAAGUAUAAAAAUAAUAAAUAUAUGUAAUAAAUAUUUUGAAAAAAUAUUUUAUUUGAAAUAAGACAGUAAGUAUAGAAUAUUUAGGUAUUUGAACGGUAUGUUUGUUAAUUUGUUUGUAAGUUUGGACUGGUUUAUUAUUAUAAUAUCUAUUAUUAUUUAUUUUAAAUAAUUUUAAAUUUUGGGUUUGCUCA
Andrographis paniculata is the source of this 1841-nucleotide messenger RNA. RefSeq names its product UDP-glycosyltransferase 88B1-like. Gene Ontology annotation, molecular function: UDP-glycosyltransferase activity. Bases 100 to 1509 code for a protein of 469 amino acids. The transcript has a single exon. The record is from RefSeq and is a predicted model, not a curated record. NCBI's taxonomy places the organism in Eukaryota, Viridiplantae, Streptophyta, Magnoliopsida, Lamiales, Acanthaceae.